This is a messenger RNA of Fusarium falciforme, 1008 nucleotides long. RefSeq lists its product as hypothetical. Lineage: Eukaryota; Fungi; Ascomycota; Sordariomycetes; Hypocreales; Nectriaceae. Gene Ontology annotation, molecular function: methyltransferase activity. The transcript has 5 exons. Bases 1 to 1008 code for a protein of 335 amino acids. The record is from RefSeq and is a predicted model, not a curated record.
AUGGCCGGAAGCACCCCAAAGAGCCGCUCUCCCCAGUCUCCCCGAUCGCCAUCGUCAGCCCAAUCGCCCGAGCAGGCUCAGACGCCUGAACAGGCCCAGACGCCUGAACAGGCCCAGCUGCAGGCACUCGAGGCUGACGAUCAAGCGGGAGAGGAGGAUCCAACUCGGGGAUCCGACGUUGAGAGCUCUACAGCUUCCCUCUCGUCGAGUAUUCUUGCAUACCGCACUAUCAAUGGCAGGACAUACUAUAGCGAGAGAGGAAAUGCCGCCUACUGGGGCGCUAAUGACGAACGCCAAAGCGAGACUAUGGAUAUUGGUGAUUUCGCCGACGAGUAUCCCAGCUGCGAAGUCAUCGGCACCGACAUCUCUCCUAUUCAGCCUGGUUGGGUCCCUCCUAACUUGAAGUUCGAAAUCGAAGAUUGCAACCAGGACUGGACGUUUGACGCGGAGUCAUUCGAUUAUGUGCAUAUUCGCUAUCUACACGGAAGUAUUCCUGACUGGACCGAGUUGUUCAAACAGGCCUACCGCGUCCUUAAGCCGGGUGGCUGGAUCGAGAGUUUUGAGCCUUCGCCAACCGUCACAAGUGAUGAUGGGACUGUUACGCCAGAUUCCGCUUUGGGUCAGUGGGAUCAAAUCUUUAUUAAGGCUUCUAAGAAGAUUGGCAAUGUCUUUACUGUGGUUGGGGAUGGAAUCCAGAUGUCGUCCAUGAUAGAGGCUGGAUUCGUCAAUAUCCAAGAGUGGAAUGGAAAGUGUCCACUGAGCCCGUGGGCCAAAGAUCCCAAGUUUAAGGAGAUAGGCCAGUUUGGGGAGGUCUUUGGUACACGGGAUCCCGAGGGCCUUAUUAACUUUACUGCUAACUUUUUGGGCUGGUCGCUGGAAGAGGUUACUGUCUACCUUGCUCGUUUCCGCAGCGAGCUUGGAAACCGCAAGAUUCACCCAUACGUCUUGCUGAAGGCUGUUUGGGCACAGAAGCCGCUUGAUGCUCCUGAGCCGCUUGCAGCUGUUUAG